Molecule: messenger RNA, 1185 nt
Organism: Humulus lupulus (European hop)
Lineage: Eukaryota; Viridiplantae; Streptophyta; Magnoliopsida; Rosales; Cannabaceae
Exons: 3
Coding region: 1-1185 (394 amino acids)
Source: RefSeq, a predicted model, not a curated record
AUGCAUUUAGAACAGAACAGCCGAAACCAAUCUCGAAAUGGUUUAGCGCGGAAAACUCCACUUGUGUUCGAAGGAACUUCGGACCCCCUGAUGGCAGAGGAAUGGGUCAGCAUGCUAGAAAUAAUCUUUGACUUUGUGGCGGCUACCGAAAGAGAAAAGGUAAUCUGGGCAGUGUAUAUGUUAAGGAAGGAUGUCCGCAUAUGGUGGGAUAUUGCUACAAAAGGACGUGACGUGGCACGAAUGGAAUGGGCAGAAUUUCUAGUCAUGUUUAAUGCCAAGUACUACAACCAGACAGUGAUAGAUCAGAAGGUGGUUGAGUUUGCCAACCUAGUCCAAGGGUCAUCUAGCAUACAGGAGUAUGUGCAGAAGUUUGACCAUCUCUCAAGAUUUGCUCCGGAUCUGAGCGAAUGUUCUGGGAGAUUUGCAUCCAGAGGAAACCAAAGUAUGGGGAAGACCAACACUCCAGGAAACUCUCGGUUUUCCAAUGGUGGAAAUAGUAAACGAAGAAUGGAGCCACCAAGGAACUGCCCGACUCGUAGUCAAAAGGAAGGAAACAACCAACCAAAGCAAGUAGGAACUGUACCACGAGUCUAUGCACUCACCCAAGGUGAUAAAGGAGAUGAAACUUCUGACAUGGUGUCAAGUCAGCUUCCUAUGGCUAAUAACUCAGCAUAUGCAUUAAUGGACAUUGGUGCAUCACAUUCUUUUAUUGUUGCAUCUUUUGUUGAUAAGAUCGAUAGGAAGCAUGAGACUAUGGUAAAUGUAUGUGGUGUAUCCUUACCUUUGGUGGAGGAUAUGAUGGUAUGGUCUUGGGUUAGAGCCGUACUAGUCUGGGUGAAAGGUUUGGAGUUGACCGUGGAUUUGCUAGUGUUAUAUUUACAUGAGUACGAUGUUUAUUUUGGUAUGGAUUGGCUAACCAAAUACGGGGUCGUUGUAAAUUGCAAACAAAGAAAUGUGACUUUUAAUCCACCAGGGGAAGAACCGUUCAUGUUCCAAGGCACAGCCCGCGAGAAUAAUUUCGCUAUAAUCUCCACCUUGAAGGCUAGGAAAUUAUUGGAAGAUGGAUGUAUCGACUACUUGACGAACGUAAUAGACAAGGAUAGGGAGUCUAAGCUACAACAAACUGAGGUAGGCAAAUUUCUAGAAGUGCUUUCUGAGGAUCUACCAGGGAUCCUCUCGGACUGA